This is a messenger RNA of Eimeria acervulina, 894 nucleotides long. Its product is annotated as acylglycerol lipase, putative. The record is from RefSeq and is a predicted model, not a curated record. Lineage: Eukaryota; Apicomplexa; Conoidasida; Eucoccidiorida; Eimeriidae. Gene Ontology annotation, molecular function: lipase activity. The transcript has 3 exons. Bases 1 to 894 code for a protein of 297 amino acids. Gene Ontology annotation, cellular component: membrane.
AUGGCGGAGGUAGCGAAUGGCUCUCCCUCGGGGCUUCCGGCGUCCCAAACAAGCGUCAAGGAAAAUGAUCCUCCUGGUUCGAUGCUGAUUGACUUAGACCCUUCUCUUGUUCUGGUUUCUGGGCACAGCGGCGAUCCAGCUGCGGUUCCCUCACCUGGAGUAUCAGUACCCGCAGCAGCCGUAGCAGCUGCUACUGCUGCAGCAACGACAGCAACAACAGGAGAAGCUGCUCAGGUGCUUGUGGCAGACGAUGCACGCGGCGCUGCAGCAGGUCGUCUGCUGUACGACAGACCGCGCAGCAGGAAGUUGAACCGCACCUCCAGCAAUCAAUGCCAUGUAGAUAUGGCUGGCUGGCUGCAGGCUUUCCCGCAUAUGACGAUGGAAGACUUGGGUCCUGGCUUCAGCGCCGACAGCUUUAUUAACAGUCAAGGUCUAAAGAUUGCUACUUAUGCUUGGAGGCAGCAGCAGAAGCAGCAGCCUCCAACCGCUGCAGUAGUACUUUUUCACUCAUAUACCUCAUAUGCGCUAUUUGACUUCCUACGCCACCAACCCCCAGACAGCAACAGCAACAACACCAACGGAAACAGCAGCAGCAGCAACGGCAACUGCAGCAGCAGCGGUCAGGCGCCGCAGCAGCUGCAGGAAGAGCCCAACUGGGUGCCUAAGUUUCGUGGGAGUUGGGUAGAGGCUCUGUACGGCCUGAAGAUGAAUGUGUAUGCUAUGGACCACCAAUCUCACGGGCGUUCAGAGGGGUGGAGGCAGUGGCGGUGCAAUGUGCCUAAGUUUGAUUAUUUCGUAGAUGAUGCUCUUCAGUUUCUGAAGGAGGUUGAAGGAUUAAAGCAAGAAUGGUGGCUUCUUUAUUCGAUGCCUCGAGGAAAAUACCCCGAAUUUUAA